Messenger RNA from Motacilla alba alba, 1478 nucleotides. It is a transcript of the gene VSTM2B, whose product is annotated as V-set and transmembrane domain containing 2B. The transcript has 5 exons. The record is from RefSeq and is a predicted model, not a curated record. NCBI's taxonomy places the organism in Eukaryota, Metazoa, Chordata, Aves, Passeriformes, Motacillidae. The coding region runs from base 60 to 860 and encodes 266 amino acids.
UUGAGGCGUGCCCGGCUGCGCCCCCAGCCAGGUCCCCGCCCGCAGCCCACAUAGAUGCGAUGGAAAGUCGGGGGCUGUUCUGCACCCUUUGUUACCUGAUGUUCAACGCUCCUCUGCUGUUCAUUGUCACCGCUACCUUUACUGAAGUUCCCAAAGAUGUGACUGUUAGGGAGGGAGAUGAUAUUGAGAUGCCUUGUGCUUUCCGAGCCAGCGGAUCCACCUCUUACUCCUUGGAAAUCCAGUGGUGGUACCUUAAAGAACCAGCCAGAGAACUUGCACACGAAUUAGCCAUCAGUGUCCCCGGCAGCAGGAGCAAGGUAGCAAAUAAGGAUGCAACCAAAAUCAGUACGGUCCGCGUCCAGGGCAACGACAUCUCGCACCGGCUGCGCCUGUCGGGCGUGCGGCGGCAGGACGAGGGCGUCUACCAGUGCCGCGUGUCGGACUACAGCGACGACGAGACGCAGGAGCACAAGGCUCAGGCGCUGCUGCGCGUCCUGUCCCGCUUCGCCCCUCCCGACGUGCAGGCGGCCGAGGCGGUGUCGCACAUCCAGAGCGGGGCGGCCCCGCGCCGCCACGGCCCCGCCGCCCGCCCCACGCCGCCGCCCGGCCCCGCCAAGCGCCCGCCGCCGCCGCCGGCCCCCGCCCCGGGCGGCACCGCCGCCAGCGCCACCGCCACUGCCACCGCCACCGCCUCGACGGCCGCCGCCGCGGCCUCCUCGGCCUCGCCACCGCCCGGGCAGGCCGCCAUCCUCCGCCAGCAGCACGGGUCAGGUACAGGACCUAUUUAUGCUACAGACCCACUCCUAUACAUGUCCCUGUUAAUACUGCAUAAGCUUGUACAUUUAUUAGUAAACCACUGACGGACUGCUCCCUCCACUCCUCCUCAGCCAAACAGAAAGGAACCUAUUUAAUAACAAACAAUCCCUGACAAAGAAAUCCCUACCGUUUUAAAGAUGGACAGAAAGAGACUGAAAGAAGCAUGAUAAAUUCUACAUGGGGGGAAAAACAUAUUUUUGGGGAUGCCACAAGAAAGUAAACCACAUAGAAUAAUGCAUCUAGUUUCCAGACUCUAUGGUGUAAAGCCCUGCUCUGUGCAUGGCACUUAUGAUUUCUCUAUUUUAAUGUAAUAUUUUUUCUUUUCUAAACCUUUCCUCUGACUCUUCAUUUUGCACGAACUGUUGAGCAGUUAUCUUUAUGACAAUAUGUAAAGAUGUUGGGUCAAACCCUUCCUAAGAAAGGAAAUAUUUUUAGUAGAUUAUUGUGUUUAGGUUUUUUUGGAUUUCCUUUUUCUUUUUUAAUUAAAUUAUUUCUUUUGGAGACAUUAAAAAGGUACAUCUUACCAUAAUUAAUAUUCACUGUCAAUAAUAUUUAUUUUUAAAUGAAGAUUGGAAACAAGGUAAGACAUUUGUUUAUAAACUGUAUUGUAUAUUGCUGAAUAACAGUUGAAUAAAAAGAUUUUGAAAUAAAGUUUUUACAGA